UUCACACACGAACGAAGCUCCACCAACUCGUUGAUAACAGACAACGCAAGCAACAUGCUAAAUACACGCGAGCUACUUAUUGCACUAAUCUAUUCUACAUGUUAUUUUGUUAUCCAAAGUGAAGCAUCUUGCGAACCAUCUCCGUGGACGCAAUGGGUUCUUUGCUUAGAUAAUGACCAGGAAUAUCGCGUGCGCGAAACGCAAAAAAAUGACGCAUGUACAUCCACUCCCUGUAACCACACAUCCGCUGAGUACAGAGAGUAUCAGUGUUCCAUUCUGAAAACACCGAAUGUUGACCAAGACACCAGAGCGGUAAGAAGUGAAUUGAUGUCUUUAGAUCCUAAUAUUACCAUGGUAGCUGAGAAACUCGCAAAAGGCAGUGCCAGUGACCGACUGCGCAUGAGCAAAUACUACAAAGCGGCUUAUGGAUCGGAUCUUUUGUCAGAUUUGUCGGCAUCUUUUGUUGACGUAGUUGACGAUAACUGUUGGUCAUCCCUUAUUGGUGGAACAACUGAUCACGUGGCGACGUCUCUUAUACAUCUCAUACAACUUGUUAACUCAGAUCACGUGAGCGCAUUACUUAUCACCAAUGACAAUGAGGAAAUCGAACGUAUUCAACUGCAAUAUAAACGUGAUACAGGUGAAAGCUUAGACGAUGCAAUAUCACAGAGAUUUUCUGGAGAUGAAAGCAGAGUGUUGAGAUCACUUGCGUCUGGCCAGAGGGAUGAGUAUAGUGCGAUAGGUACUGCAGACGUAGAGGGCGAUGCAUAUGAUUUGCGACAGGCUACACUUAUAUCCGAUGCGCACGAAAUACUGAGGAUACUUGGCGCCAAGGAUAAAACACAUCUCAACGAAGUGUUCAACCAAUAUAAAUCGACUUAUGGACGCUGGGUACAGUAUCACAUACGACGUAAGAUCACCGGGAGUGUGCAGGCGUCUCUUCUCAACAUUGUUGAUUAUAUCAGUGACGACGAAAAAUUCUGCGCCGUGAAAAUUUUCUUCGCACUGGGUCUUGCAACCGGUACGACGCUUGAUGAACAAGCAGUUGAAAGAACACUGGUAGAUUGUGCAAAGGUUAGUUUGUGCAAAACGGUCCUCAAAUAUCAGGAGAUAUACAAUCGAGAUCUUGCAGACGACAUCACAAACAUUUAUCAUGGGCCAUGCGCACCACUACUCGUUCCACUGGCAACACUGCAAUGAAGAAUGUAAUAAAUAAACUUAAAUCCUCCUGGAAGGGUAUCGUACUGUCACUAGAUUUUCAGAUUUAAAAAGACUAGGCCUAUAGGACGAGGUAACUGAAAACGAUUUACAGUUUAUAUUGCUGACCCACAUCUUUCUAACAAUUCUUUUUUCUCUAAAAACCAAACUUUAAGACAAAUUUGCUUCGGUCAGGAAUAGGCAGUUAAAGCAUACCUAAUUGUGGUUGUAUAUUAGAUGAUAAUUAAAAUAAUUCAUUUUAAACACACAAAAAGGAUUCAUUAUUUAAAUGUGAGCCCAUAUAUGGCGACAGGAUACGAGACAGUAUAGGUUUAACAUUGUAAGACAUUACUGAAGUAUAUUAACUUAACAAUCGUUUACUUAAUCUCUGACUAAAUAUAUUAUUACAAAUUAAAUUGAAAUUAUUAUAAACGUUUGCAAAAUUAAAAUAAUUUCAAUAUCAGUUGAUAUGGCUUUUAAAUUAAACUGAUUGUUAUUCUUGGUUGUAGUUCUUUGUAUUGUUUUUUAACAUUUAAUUAUCUAUUAUCCAAUUUUGAUUCGUCUUCGUGAUUUAGUUUUCCCAAUAUUUGCAAAUAAAAUAUA
Molecule: messenger RNA, 1800 nt
Organism: Anneissia japonica
Lineage: Eukaryota; Metazoa; Echinodermata; Crinoidea; Comatulida; Comatulidae
Product: annexin A4-like
Exons: 11
Coding region: 55-1200 (381 amino acids)
Cellular component (GO): cytoplasm
Molecular function (GO): calcium ion binding; calcium-dependent phospholipid binding
Source: RefSeq, a predicted model, not a curated record